Ricinus communis (castor bean) is the source of this 1765-nucleotide messenger RNA. RefSeq names its product probable protein phosphatase 2C 42. The transcript has 4 exons. Gene Ontology annotation, molecular function: cation binding; protein serine/threonine phosphatase activity. Bases 341 to 1483 code for a protein of 380 amino acids. NCBI's taxonomy places the organism in Eukaryota, Viridiplantae, Streptophyta, Magnoliopsida, Malpighiales, Euphorbiaceae. The record is from RefSeq and is a predicted model, not a curated record. Gene Ontology annotation, biological process: protein dephosphorylation.
AAAAGGUUGAAAACAACAGCAAUGAAAGAAUAAGCACAGCCCAUCUCAAGAACACUUCUUUAAUGUUAUAUACACAAACAACACAAACAGCAAUACAAACAAAAGACAUUGAAAACAACACCCAACAAAACUCUUCCCUACACCAUCUUCUCCUUUCCCCUCCCAAACAGAGGAAGUGACUCUUUCCUUGUUCCUCUACAACCGGGCACAUCCCUCCAUCACUUCCCUUCUUUAACCUUUGUCAACCCAUUAAAUAAAGAUUAAGAAAUUAGAAAAUUAUAUCAAACACCCAGAUUGGGAAACAUUGGGAUUGGGAGUGGAGGAAAUUGAGAGAUGUGGGAUGCUUCAGGCAUUGAUGAAUCUGCUUUCUUUAUGUUUUAGGCCAUUUGGGCAUCAGCAAGAUAAUUGUAAUAGUAACAGUGCCAGUAGUAAGUUUGAGUCUGUUAGUAGAGAAGGUAAAGAUGGAUUACUUUGGUAUAGAGAUAUUGGCAGAUACGGGUCUGGUGAAUUUUCAAUGGCUGUUGUUCAAGCUAAUCAAGUUCUUGAAGACCAAACCCAGAUCGAGUCUGGUUCUUUUGGGACUUUUGUUGGAGUUUAUGAUGGUCAUGGUGGCCCAGAAGCCUCUCGUUAUGUCUGUGAUCAUUUGUUUAGGCACUUUCAAGCACUAUCAGCUGAGAGACAGGGAGUUGUAUCUGCAGAGACUAUUCAAAGAGCUUUCCGUGCAACAGAAGAAGGGUUUACUUCUCUUGUUUCCGAGUCAUGGACUACUUAUCCCCAAAUUGCAACCGCUGGGACUUGCUGUCUAGUUGGAGUGAUAUAUCAGCAGACGCUCUUUGUGGCAAACCUGGGAGAUUCUCGUGUCGUGCUGGGAAAGAAAGUUGGCAAUACUGGAGCAAUUGCUGCUAUACAAUUAUCAACUGAACAUAAUGCAAAUCUUGAGGCUAUCAGGCAGGAACUUAAGGAAUUACAUCCACAUGAUCCCCAGAUUGUUGUCCUUAAGCAUGGAGUUUGGAGAGUUAAAGGGAUUAUUCAGGUUUCUAGAUCUAUAGGCGACGUUUAUAUGAAACAUGCACGGUUUAACAGGGAACCAAUUAAUGGAAAAUUCAGACUCCCGGAGCCAAUGAACAUGCCUAUCUUGAGUGCGAAUCCAACAAUCAUUUCCCAUCCUCUCCAACCAAAUGAUUCCUUCCUUAUAUUUGCAUCUGAUGGUCUUUGGGACCACUUGAGUAAUGAAAAAGCUGUAGAUAUUGUCCACAGCCAUCCACAUGCAGGAAGUGCCAAAAGGCUUGUCAAGGCUGCCCUCCAAGAAGCAGCAAGAAAACGAGAGAUGAGAUAUUCGGAUCUAAAAAAGAUUGACAGGAAGGUGCGCCGCCACUUUCAUGAUGAUAUAACUGUUAUUGUUUUGUUCUUAAAUCAUGAUCUUAUAUCAAGAGGCACACUGCAAAUCCCUCCAGUCUCCAUCAGAAGUGCUCUAGAACACUGAUAAUAUAUAUAUCCCGAACUCAAUUCAGACAUUUCUCCUUCCUCUGAUUAUAUGACCAGCCCGGGUGCGCAAUAACAUACUUCAAGGGAAAAUGUGUAUCAUGAAUAUUUACAUAUAGAGCUGCACUGACAAAGCGGUUGCAUUGUGUUGGACUACUCGGACACUAUUACUGAGACCUACUUAUUGAUGAGGGGUUUUAUAUUUGUAAAAUGAUGUUUGUUAGAAAUUCACUUUGGUUUUAAUACCCCGAUAUAAUCUACUUCGAUUCAUCAUUCUAUCUCA